Pelmatolapia mariae (spotted tilapia) is the source of this 5589-nucleotide messenger RNA. RefSeq names its product tubulin tyrosine ligase-like family, member 11 (gene ttll11). Gene Ontology annotation, biological process: protein polyglutamylation; microtubule cytoskeleton organization. NCBI's taxonomy places the organism in Eukaryota, Metazoa, Chordata, Actinopteri, Cichliformes, Cichlidae. The coding region runs from base 677 to 2872 and encodes 731 amino acids. Gene Ontology annotation, molecular function: tubulin binding; tubulin-glutamic acid ligase activity. Gene Ontology annotation, cellular component: cilium. The transcript is spliced from 10 exons. The record is from RefSeq and is a predicted model, not a curated record.
AGCCGUAUCGGAAUACAGGGAAUUACGAGGAACCCCAAAGGCAGCAUCAGCUGGGUUCCAAACCAGAUGGAGGCUGGGCGACGCGCUGUACACUGGCUUCUGCUGCUUAACAACACAGGGAGGACAACACACACAUACUGUAGAGCAGUGGACUGUGGGCUCCGUCGUAACGCUGGGCGCUGCUGUGCUAAGUAGAUAUCGUUGCUUGUAAGAUAAAGUCUAUCAUGAGUUGAGGGUUAGUGUCUCUAACCGGGCUCCGAGCCAUGCGUUAGCCGAAUGAAGUUUGACAGGCUAACGUCGGGUUUAGCUCCCUUUAAGGAGCUAGCAGUGUUGGCUACAAGUGCCGCCUGCCUCUAGCUGCCAGCUCGAGAGAACCGCUAGCUGCUCGAAGCUGAUAGUUAAAUAUUGUGACCAGCCGGCUAACACGCUAGCUGUCAAGCCUGGGAUGGUCAAGCGUUAUCUUGCUCAGUAACGUGUACGUCUGAGGGCAUCCCUUUACUCUCUUUGGUUAGCGGGCUGACCGCGGAGAAAUGGCUUUCAUUUGUUAAUUGGCCGUUUAAGCCAGCAAUGCGUACUUCAUUGUAUCUGAACACCGUUAGCUCGCCGGCGUCGGAUUACUGCACCCUGUGGCACAGCGGUGCCCUGGCCAGAGGCGUCACACAUCGCGUUUCGCAUAAUGAGUGAUCAAUAUGUCAAGGUUCAAGUCGAGCAAAUGAAAUCAUUUGGCGAAGAUGCAGAGAAGGAGGGAGUGGAUACAGAAGAGCAGGUGCCGGGUUCCUCUCCUUCUGCCUCUGUCUCACCAGAUCAUCCCACCGGCACAGAUGCAUCCAGCACCUCUCUUCCCUGCAAACAAACAGGUAAAAGUCGCAGUAAGCCAGGCAGAGAGGACAAGAGACACACUUCUGAUGUGGCAUCGCAAGGCUCUGUAGUUUCCUCUGAGAAAAACUUAAACAGACUGGGGUAUGAGCGGACGCUUCAAGUCAAGGGAACUGGAAAGAUACUGCAGCGGAAGUCAGAGCCCAAUGGCAACUAUGUCACCAUCCACACAUCCAAAAACAUCGAAGAGAUGCGCAGAGAGGAGGGGUUCAAGCUUGCAAAGAAGAGGAGACCUGUGACGGUAGACACUUCAAAAGCCAAAACCUCUUUGGAGGCACUGAAGAUAAGCAUCAAGCAGCUAAAGUGGAAAGAGUUUCCUUUAGGAAGGCGAACAGCCUGUGAUAUCUACUGGCACGGCGUUUCCUUUCAUGACAAUGAAAAUAUCGUCUCAGGGCAGGUCAACAAGUUCCCAGGAAUGAUCGAAAUGCUGCGAAAGAUCAACCUCAGCAGAGCAGUUCGGACUAUGCAGGAGUUGUUCCCAGAAGAGUACGACUUCUAUCCCCGUUCCUGGAUCCUGCCUGAGGAGUACCAACUGUUUACCACACAGAUUCACAUGGUGAAAGAGAAGGAUGCUACAGUGAAUCCCACUUUCAUUGUCAAACCAGACGGCGGCUCUCAGGGGGACGGUAUCUACCUCAUCCGUGACCCUAGUGACCUCAAGCUCAUGACGGGUUCGCAGGCCAAACAGGGCGUAGUCCAGGAGUACAUCCAAAAGCCGUUACUUAUUGACAAACUUAAGUUCGACAUCCGGCUCUACGUGCUUAUAAAGUCCUUGGAGCCGUUGGAGAUCUACAUUGCCAAAGAGGGACUGACACGUUUUUGCACCGAGCCGUAUCAGGAGCCAAGCCAGAAGAAUCUUAGCCACGUCUUCAUGCACCUGACAAACUACUCGCUCAACGUCCACAGCGGCAACUUCGUGCACUCAGACAGCCAGAGCACCGGCAGCAAGCGCACUCUCUCCAGUGUGCUGUACAGAUUAGCAGCUAAAGGUGUCGACAUCAAGAGGGUGUGGUCGGACAUCAUCGCCCUUGUCAUCAAGACUGUCAUCGCCGUGGUGCCUGAACUUAGAGUCUACUACCAGGCUGACAUACCACCCGGCAAACCAGGACCCACGUGCUUCCAAAUAUUAGGCUUUGACAUCUUGCUCAUGAAGAACCUAAAGCCCGUACUGUUAGAGGUCAACUCCAACCCUAGUAUGAGAAUCGAGCAUGAGCAGGAGGUGGCACCCGGAGUUUUUGAAUAUGUUCCCAGUCCGGUGGAUGAAGAGGUCAAAGUGGGCGUGAUCAGGGACACUCUGCGUCUAAUGGAUCCAGGCCACAAGAAACCCACAGUUCCCCAACAGAGGGCCGGUGGGUUUGAACAAGGAGAAGAGAUUCCCAUGGAAGAAGAAACACAAGAGAAGAGCCAAGAUGAAACGGGAACUUUGCCUUCGCUGUGUCUGAAGCAGGUCUACCCAAAGUACUCCAAGCAGUUCAACUACCUGCGGCUAGUGGAGCGAAUCGCAGCUCUCUUCAUACGCUUCCUUGGUGUGAAGGGCAACAUGCGCCUUGGCCCCACUGCCUUUCGGACCUUCAUCAGGACUUGUAAACUGAGUGGCAGCAACUUCUCAAUGGCUUCAGUGGACAUCCUCUACAUAGACAUCACACGCCGCUGGUCAGGCGCGACGCCCGACUCCAGAGAAGCAGGGAUGGGCUUGCAGGCGUUCGUCGAAGCCUUUUUCUACUUGGCAGCUCGCAGGUUCAAAUCCCUGGCACUGAGGGAGCAGGUAGUGUCACUGCUGGAGCUGUGCGAGUCUCAGCUCGGGCCUCAGUCGGGCGUCGAGGAGAGGCGCUCUCUGAGCUGCAGCAGGGCGCUGCCGCGAACCGUCAAAACUCAGACGCCGUGCCUCGCCAACCCUCAGCUCAGCUCUCCGGCUCCCCUCCGAAGGGCGGCCAGCCAGGACCACCGGCAUCAAAGAUUCAAGCCUCGCUCGCUCAGAGCAAAUGUGGAGAACUGAUGAGAGGGAACUAGUCAUCCAACCCCCCCCCCCCCCCCCCCCCAAACACUGCCUUUAGCAUUCUCCACAGGAGCAGAGGAGUUAGGUGUCCACCCCUCCUCUGCAGCCCCAGAGAAGGACGAGCCGAAGCCCUGCUGGCUGACUCGCAGGAGGACUGUUCUCUUACUGAUUGCUUUUUCUUCAGAGGAGGAAGAUGCCCGCAGGGGGUUGUUGGAAUGGAAAUGGAAGAAGAUAUAAGGAGGUCGGUGCAUUUCCUCCCAUCCUCCCGGUAGGAUCAUAUAUGAAGAACACGAUCCGGUCAGGAGGAGGAAAUGGCUGCUUUUAAUUGACUUACUGAUUCUAGAAGGCAGCUAUAUGCCUCCCUUUCACAUUUGUCUGGUAACUCUUACGGUAAAACAAACUUUCUUUUCAGGGAUAACAUUAGAUGCUCCACUUGAAUCGAUCCACACAUCACACAUAAAAUAAGGAAAAGGGAGAAUCCUCAGUGUAUUAUGUUCUUGAAUUUGCACAGCAAAUAUUUCAGCUAUAUUACUUUUGCACAGAAAUGGACGUGACUGGGCAUUUGUGCGCUCACUGUUUGAACUUGUGUGUGUGCGCGUGUGUGGUCACCGCUGUAUUUAUUUGCGUUUAGCUUAGCGGCGAAAGCCUGUUGACAGUGAGCGGCUCAGCUGUGCGCCUUCCACGAGCCCAUUAGCGACGAGUUAAGUGAAUAAGUAUUCAAAGGGAAAAAGGGCCGCGCGGCCACUUAUCCUCUUUCAGUUCAAGCAGCUAUUCCAGUCAGGCAGCCGCAAGACCUCCAGCCAUUAUGUUCUUUAGAAUGUAGCCACACAACUGCCAUUGGACGUAGAUGUCUAGAAAUAAUUGCAUGGCAAAAAUGUUUUACAGAUUCUUAAAUGAGAUUUGGUUAGAAAACCGAAUGCCUCAUAAUUCCAGAGUAAAAUGGCAGCUGCUGCUGGAAGGUCGCUUGUCUUUUUCUUUUUCUUUUAUGCUAAAAUUACUAAACCAAUGAAAGAAGUGCAGUGUGGGCAGCUUGUGGAAAACAGACUGAACUAAAUAUUUAAGAGAUUUCUGCUACACAUACUGUAGGGCUAACUUAUUUACUGUAUUCAUGAUGUGAAGUAGAUGUAUGAGGUAUUAAACACUGGCACAUAACAUGAAUGACAUGUAUUGAUAACACUAUCAAACGAAAUAAACACAUUUUGCUCUUUGAACUGGAGAUGUGUGGGUUCGUGCAGCCGUGAUAACGACCUGAUGUUAAUGUACGACUCGUGUGUGCGCCAUUGUUAUCGCACCUUGGAGCGAAUUCACCUGUGAGCUCAUUAAAGGGCACCAUUUGUCGCACAUAAUGGCACCGGGGUUGGCACUCUGAGUUGUUUACGCCGCCGUCUUCAACGAGGCUGAUGGAUGAAUUUAAAAACGGCUCGCUUUUUACUCGCUUUAAGACGGCAGAUCUGUUUCACAGCACAGCCAUCUGCCAAUGUUUCCCCGACCUUCUGUUGCAGAGGCUGCCAGUGCCAGCUGAUGCUGCAGCUCCGCCAUCUUUAGUCAUCACGGUUCUUUUGUCGCUGCUGCUAAUAACCAGCGGUGCUCCGAAGCGCUUGCUUGUGACCCCAGUUGGUGUGUGUAAAAGUACAGAUUGGAAGAGUGUCAUUACAAUUAUAUCUUUAAAUUCAAGUUCAUCACUCUGUGCUUGCUUUGUUAGUUGUUGUUCUGUGUUAAGAGCCAGCCCGUGGGUUUCUCGUUUAUAAAAUGAAAAGGCUCGUCACAUACAGUACCGUGCAAAAAUCUUGUGGCACCCCUCAUUUCUUUCUGUUUUGCUAGAAAAAUUGAGAAUCGAUGCAGGGUAUUAUUCAAAUGUUCAAAUAUAAAUGAAGUAACGGUAUAUGAAACACAAAUAAUCACACAACUUCAGCUUUUUCUCCAUUUCCUUUCCUUAACAGUGGCAUAUUCUUCUUCUGAUAAGGCUUUGGAAAACACCAGAUGCAUCAAUUGGAGCUUUUUUUGUUUGUUGUUUUUUUAAGGCUAGCUACUUCUUUUACUUCUUUUUGUCUUGUACUUCCUCAAAUUUUUUAAUGACAGUGCACACCAUGCUGGAAAAUGCCACAUUUUCAGCUAAUAGCUCUUUGAGAAUCACUUUGUUGGUGAAACAGUACUAUUUUAAGUCUGUCAAACUGUAUUAUCUUUGGCAAUUUUCAGUAUGUUGCGCUAAUUAGCUAGGAAAUCUGAAUCUAGGAAAUUAGAUAGGAUCUUCCACGAUCUCCUUGCUGUGAUUUUCAAAAUUAGUUAGUUAUUAUGAACACAGAAAAAUCUGGGCAGAUUUUGAUCCACUGUGCAAUAUCCAGGAAGUGUCUGUUUUUUUUUGUUUGUUUUUUUAAUGAAGCAUUUUAGUUAGAUCAAAACUGGAUUGAAGGGGAAAUGAUGUAUGUAUGAGAUGGAAACCAUCUCAUCUGAAGCAGGUGACUGUGUUUUUUCAACUUUUGUUAUCGUUGAAUCCUGAAUCUGACCACUGGGCACCGGUAAGGCUAGUUAUUAGUAGUAAUAAUGCUUUUUUUGUAGUUUAGAGUUUUACAAGCCUGACAUGCUGAACAUGUGCCUUUGCUGCAGGGAGACACUUGUUCCACUUGGGAAAAGAAAUAAGUGAGCUUCACAGAGAACAAGAAGGCCUUUCCUGUAAAACACACCAGUUUGUGAGGUUGGCUGUUUACAAAUAAACCUAA